AUGUCUGGACUUCGGGAAGUGAGCCGGAAGACGACCUUCGAGCCAGCGGAGCAUUUGCGGCAGAAUUCGCUAUCGACGCUAGCAAUGAAGCUACGAGCACUCGAGAAGACCAAGGACGAGAAGACUAAGGACAAGAAGAACCAAGGACGAGCAGUCUGCACGCAAACGUUCAACAUCGAGACGCCCGCGCCUAAAAGCAACACCCGCACGACCAAGGCGGUCGUAUGCCUUCGUCGACAUCUUAUCUACCGAGAAAUGAAGAGGGCAGAACUCAGCAUGCUUAGACACGCUAUCUCCAACAAGCAAGCAAGCCAGCGUGGCAAAGGAAGCGAGCAAGUCGGCAAGCAAGUAGCACAUCGCUACGACACCCUGCGCGUUGGCCGACGAUUUCGAUUACGACCUGGACGGCUUCGACGACGACGCUACAUAAUUGCACUCGCACCCUUCAGGCUUUCUUCCCACGCGCUCAGCUCAUCACGUUUCAAGGACCAGCACGCCAAGUGUCAAGUUCCCAAGUCUGGUUAUGCAGGCAUCAAUGCCGAGAUCGACAACGACUUCUACGACUACGAGUUCUACCACUGCCAGGACGAUCUAAAGUACGGCGAUGAUGCGUAUUGGGGGGAAACGGACUCCCUCUCCUCCCUCUACUUCCUCUCCUCCCUCUACUUCCGCUCCCGCUCCGAGUCCUCCGGUCGUGAAGUCAUGGCGGAUUGGCAGAGCAAAUGGUUAGACUACGACUCCGAUUUCGUCCUUAAUAAGACCUUUCCGAAGCCUCCGAAGGGCACUUAG
This is a messenger RNA of Zymoseptoria tritici IPO323, 789 nucleotides long. RefSeq lists its product as uncharacterized. The record is from RefSeq and is a predicted model, not a curated record. The coding region runs from base 1 to 789 and encodes 262 amino acids. Lineage: Eukaryota; Fungi; Ascomycota; Dothideomycetes; Mycosphaerellales; Mycosphaerellaceae. The transcript is spliced from 4 exons.